GCAGCACCACAGCUGCGCUACUGCGUGUCUGUGCCUCGCUCGCUCGUUAUAUAUUAGAGGAAGAAUAAAGCAGAGGAAAUACAUCAACGUUAUAGCGACAACGGCCGACGACGGCGAAUCCGCGUUAGUUACGUACGAGACGCCCGCAUCGAUGGUAGUGGCCUGCUUUUAUCAGCCGCGAUUAUUACGAUAUAUUUCAUGUGAUUUAGUAAUAAAUAAAGAGCGAUUGAACGGAAGGCAUCGACGAGACAUAUAAAACAGACGCACGUCAAAAUGAGCUGGAGUAGCUACGAGCUGCUCACCGGCUUCGGCCUCGUGUUUCUCGCCGUCUACUACUACUUCGUGGCGAAUUUCAACUUCUGGCGCGACCAGAAGGUCAAGGGCCCGAAACCACUGCCCUUCUUCGGCAACGUGAUCGACAUCAUGCUGGGCCGCUCGUCCCUCGGCGAUUAUCUGGCCAAGGUCUACGAGGAGUUCAAGGACGAGCCGCUGAUCGGCAUAUUCACGCGUCGCACCCCCGUGAUCAUUGUCAAGGAUCCGGAACUGAUCAAGGACGUGCUGAUCAAGGACUUCACCACGUUCGCCGAUCGCGGCUUCACCAUCAAUCCGCGCGUCGAUCCGCUGUCGCAGCAUCUGUUCUCGCUGGAGCCGCAGAGGUGGCGUCCGCUUCGUCACAAGCUCUCGCCGACCUUCACCUCGGGCAAGCUGAAGGAGAUGUUCUAUCUGCUGGUCGAGUGCGCCGAUCACUUCGAGGAGUAUCUCGAAAAGCAGGUCGAGCGGGACUCGGUGAUCGAGUGUCGCGAGAUCACGGCCAAGUUCACCACCGACGUCAUAGGCUCGUGCGCCUUCGGAUUGAAGAUGAACGCCCUGGGCGAGGAGGAGAGCCAGUUUCGCACCGUGGGACGCAAGGUGUUCCAGAUCAACGGCAUGAAGUUCAUCAAGAUGCGCAUCAGGGAGGCGGCCCCCUGGCUGCUGGAUAUGCUCCCGGCGCUGUUCUACGAUCACGAGAUCAACGACUUCUUCAUCGAGAGCAUGCGCCAGACCAUGGAGUAUCGCAGGAAGAACAACGUGAAGCGAGCGGACUUCGUCGAUCUGCUGAUGGAGAUCAGGGACAAUCCCAGCAAAGUUGGCGAUAUCGAACUGGACGACAUCCUGAUAACCGCCCAGGCGUUCGUCUUCUUCAUCGCCGGAUUCGAGACGUCCUCGACGACGAUCAGCAACGCCCUCUACGAGCUGGCGCUGAAUCCGUCCGUGCAGGACAAGCUGCGCAACGAGAUACGCGAGACCCUGAAGAGCUGCGACGGACAGCUCAAGUACGAGACCAUCAAGAGCAUGAGCUACAUGGACAAAGUUUUCAACGAAACCUUGAGGAAGUAUCCACCGGUGACCACGAUAAUGAGGCAGUCCAUGGAGCCGUACACGUUCUCGGGCACCAAAGUCACGAUACCGGCCCGCACGAGGGUCUGGAUUCCGGCCUACGCCAUACAGCGCGAUCCCGCGAUCUAUCCCGAUCCGGACACCUUCGAUCCCGAGAGGUUCAGCGAGGAGAACAAGAAACUGAGGCACUCGUCGUUCUUCUUGCCGUUCGGCGACGGGCCGAGAAACUGCAUCGGUAUGCGAUUCGCCAACUUCCAAUCCAAAGUCGGCCUCGUUAAGAUUCUGAAAAAUUACCGAGUCGAGGUCUGCGACAAAACUCCCAUCCCGUACGUGAAUAAUCCGAAGGCAUUUUUGUUGGCGCCCACCGGUGGUAUACACUUAAAGUUCACCAAAGUCGCCUCGUAAACGAAGAAAAUGAAAAAAAAAAUUGUGUACAUGAGAAAUAAGUGUGUCACGAACGAACCUUCAUAGAUAACGACGAGAGAGGUGCACAAUGUACAUAUGAGAAAAAAAAGAAAAAAAAAUCCGCCCAACCUCUCCCGCGCGCCGUCGACCUCGACCGCAAACCGUAAAAGACGUCGAGAUGUAAAUCGUCGUUCGAAAUAUCGUAAAAAAAUGAAAUUGGAUGCUUUUGAUUUUGAGGUGUUAAGAUUAGAUGACAUAAGUGUUAUUUUACUGUUGAAUAUGUACAAAUAUACUUGUAAGAAUAAAUUUAAACGAAUUCUGAAUAAAAUUUUUUAUUCCAACUCGAA
Molecule: messenger RNA, 2129 nt
Organism: Trichogramma pretiosum
Lineage: Eukaryota; Metazoa; Arthropoda; Insecta; Hymenoptera; Trichogrammatidae
Product: cytochrome P450 6a2-like
Exons: 5
Coding region: 274-1782 (502 amino acids)
Molecular function (GO): oxidoreductase activity, acting on paired donors, with incorporation or reduction of molecular oxygen; heme binding; iron ion binding
Source: RefSeq, a predicted model, not a curated record